Metarhizium brunneum ARSEF 3297 is the source of this 4269-nucleotide messenger RNA. It is a transcript of the gene ski3, whose product is annotated as Superkiller protein 3. NCBI's taxonomy places the organism in Eukaryota, Fungi, Ascomycota, Sordariomycetes, Hypocreales, Clavicipitaceae. The record is from RefSeq and is a predicted model, not a curated record. Gene Ontology annotation, cellular component: Ski complex. Gene Ontology annotation, molecular function: protein binding.
AUGUCAGGCGCCAAGGCCACAUUGAAGGCCAUAAACGAUGCUAUCCGCGGCCAGGAUUAUGACGGCGCCAUUGAAAAGGCAAAAGAAUUAAUAAAGAAGGAUCCAAAGAGCUAUCACGGCCUUAUUUUCCUGGCCUUUGCACUGGACAAAAAGAAUCAGCUUGUCGAAGCUGAAAAUUUCUACAAAAAAGCUACAGAAUUGCGUCCUCAGGAUGCCCAAGCGUUCCAAGGACUGAUCAAGGUGUACGAGAAGCAAGGAAACCAGAGAUUAGGGGAGUAUCAAACUGCCGUCGUGAGCUUGGCACAGAUUUUUCACGAAGCAGAGGACCUGUACAAAGCCCAAGAUGUUGUCGACAAAUUUGUCGACUUUGCCAGGGUCAACGGAGACAAGCUGCAGUAUGCCGAUGCUCUCUGGAUCCAGCUCCCUGAAAGUCCCCUGUAUCCCAUUUUAGAAGGACGAUUUCCACAGCCAGCAAGGACUUAUGAGACUAUUGCACAUAUACUCGAGGACUUUGAAAAGAAACGGAUCAAUACCCUGGUCGGCGAGCGCCGUACGAGAUUAGGAGCGAGACUCAGCGAGGUGAAAGUAGAGGUCAAGAGGGAAGUUUAUGCACAGAGCAAGUUGGAACCCAUCUACCGCCAGCUCAUCAACUGGACAAGCAAUGAUGAAGUCAGGCGGGACUUUGAGGAGAAGCUCCUACAAUAUUGCUAUGACAGAUUACUCGUCACUGCUGCCGGGCCUGUAAAAACACAGGAGCAGGCCAAGGUUUUCGGUCUUGCAAACGACAUGGUAACCAUCAAACAUCCGUUCAAACUCGCGUGGGAUAUUGCCAUAGACUGGCAGGAUGGUAAAGAUAUCAAGGACUGGGACGCCGGCCUGCUUCGAGAUUACUGCACUUUUUUCCCAGACAGCGACAUGUACAAAAUCAUUACGGCCUUCUUGACAAGCAAUUUUUCGCCCUUUCCUCCGGAAGCUAAAGCAGCAGAAGAUACCAGAGCGGCAGCAAAUAGUGCUUCGGAUGAUAGCGAAGAUGAUGAAGAUGGAGGUGUUCCUAUCGCGUACGUUCCGUUAACUGACGAAGACCGUCUGAUGAUGAUCUCAGAAGGUAUUACUGGUAGUGAGUCUGUAUUUGCCUACAGGCUUGUUGGAGUUUACUUCCUGCAGAUAGGAGAGUACGAGAACACGGUUGAGUUGAUGAGGAAGGCUAGAGCAUUUCUUGACAAGGAGCGGGCCAGGGUUGGGAUUUCGUAUGAGAACACGGGUGACACAUAUGCCUUGUGCCUUGCGACGUCUCUGGUUUACUUCCAGAGCCCCAGGCAUCACCAAGAAGCCAAGGAGCUCUUUGAAAAAGUUCUUGAACGGGAUUCAACCUCAACUUCUGCCCUCAUUGGAGUGGGCCUGAUUUUUGAAGAAGAGAAGGAGUACGAUCAAGCCAUUGACUUCUUGGAGCGUGCUUUGAAACGCGACACCUCUAAUUUGCGAGUCAAGUCCGAGGCUGCUUGGGUCAAGGCGCUGAAGGGAGACUGGAAAACUGCUAAACACGAGCUGUCCGAGUGUUUACCAAUCUUGGAAGAAAAGAUCGCUCUUUACAAGGAAUUGAUGGCAGAUACUCAGUAUCGCAUUGGCUGCUGUAUUUGGAACUUGGACACGAGUCGACAAGCUCGAAAACAGCGCAAGGGGGACUGCGCGUAUGCAUAUUGGUUGAGCGCAUUGAACAACAACAUGAACCAUGCUCCAGCAUACACAAGCCUCGGCAUAUUCUACAGCGACUACGCCAAAGACAAGAAGAGAGCGCGUCGAUGCUUCCAGAAAGCCCUUGAACUUUCAGCAGCCGAGGUAGUCUCUGCUGAGCGGCUGGCGAGAUCUUUUGCCGAGGAUGGAGAUUGGGAGAGGGUUGAACUGGUAGCCCAAAGAAUCAUUGACUCGGGCAUAGUGAAGCCGCCGCCUGGUUCUAAAAGGAAGGGGAUCAGCUGGCCAUUCGCCGCGAUGGGAGUUGCCGAACUGAAUAAGCAAGACUUCCACAAGGCCAUCGUCUCCUUUCAGGCCGCUCUACGACUGUUUCCAAAUGAUUAUCAUUCCUGGGUCGGAUUAGGUGAGAGCUAUCACAGUUCCGGCCGAUACAUUGCUGCAACCAAAGCCAUUGUGAAUGCACAGCGUUUAGAAGAGCAUCUAGGAGACGGUAUCUCCGCCGAUACAUGGUUUACGAAGUACAUGCUUGCUAACAUCAAGCGUGAGCUUGGCGAAUAUGACGAGUCGAUCGCUCUCUACAAUACUGUUAUAGAGACCCAUCCAGAAGAGCAGGGUGUUGUUAUUGCACUCAUGCAGACGAUGGUUGAUAACGCAUUGACAUGCAUUGAAAAAGGACUUUUUGGGAAAGCUGUGCAACUCGCAACUUAUACCAUUGAAUUUGGGAGCAAAACUCCUGCAGAUGUCAAGGAAACGUUCAACUUCUGGAAGAGCAUCGCUGAUGCCGCUUCGGUGUUUGGGUCUGUACAGAGCCGCGUCGUCAAUUUCCCUGCAAGUGAGAUUAAGGAGUUGUUGGAGGCUAGUUACCAAGAAGCUUUUGAACUGCUUGCCAAUGUCGACAAGGUCGGAACUGACGUGGUAUAUGCCAAGGGUAUAUAUCCCAAGGAUGAACAGCUGGGUGUUGACAUGACACGCUGUAUUCACGCCACGAUUCUAUGUUACAAAGAAGCUAUCCACGUUUCUUCUGGCGAUAUACACGCACAAGCAGUGGCUCAUUAUAACCUGGGCUGGGCAGAAUACCGUGCUCACGCUUGCCUGCCUGCCCAGAUGCGAAAGAAGCCUAGCAACUAUAUCAAGGCCGCUGUCAGGGCUUUGAAACGUGCUAUCGAGUUGGAAAGUGGCAAUGCAGACUUUUGGAAUGCUCUGGGCGUUGUCACGAGCGAAAUCAACCCAGCUGUCUCACAACACGCUUUUGUCAGAAGCUUGCACCUGAAUGAACGCAGCCCCGUUGGGUGGACGAACCUUGGCGUCCUCGCGCUUCUAUCGGGGGACACUAAGCUGGCCAAUGAAGCCUUUACCCGGGGACAGUCUGCUGAUCCUGAAUAUGCGCAUGCUUGGCUCGGCCAGGCGUUCCUAGCCCUUCUAUACGGAGAUGUGAAGGAAGCCAGGGGGUUAUUUACGCAUGCCAUGGAGAUUGCAGAGGCUUCCUCGGUACCAACUCGCAAGCACUACUCGUCUUCUCUUUUCGAUCAUAUCUUGACAGCUCCUGCGAACAUGACGGUGGCUUCGCUUAUCCAGCCCUUAUUCGCACUGAACCAGAUUCGAAGUAUGCUUCCACAGGAUCUUGCUUCGGGCCAUUUGUCAUGCUUAUUUAACGAACGAACACGGGACAGUGCCAGUGCGGUCAAGACGCUGGAGAAGCUGUGCGAUGUGAUUGAGGCCGACUAUGAAGCAACAGAGUCCAGAGAAAGUCUCGCAAGAUUCACAUUGGCACGAACUGAUCUCGCAAGAGCAUACCUCGCCGCAGGAGAGUACGCCAAGGCCGUCGAGUGUGGCGAAAUGGCCCUAGGUUUAAGCAGUGAUGAUGCGGAUAGCGAGCUCACUGGCGAGCAGCGGAAGAAGGCUCGGCUUUCAUCACACCUGACGGUGGGCUUGGGACAAUACUACCUGGGACAACACCAGGAAGCCGAAACAUACUUCGAGGAGGCCCUUGGAGAAUCGGACAAUAAUCCGGAUGCAACAUGCCUUUUAGCACAGGUGUUGUGGGCACAAGGUACCGAGAAGUCCCGGGACAAGGCUCGUGAAGUCUUAUUUGAAGUGAUUGAAAGACAGCCCGACCACGUGCAAAGUAUUUUGUCUCUGGGCGUGGUAGCCCUUCUAGACCAGGAUGAAAGUAGUCUUGAAGCCGUUGUCGAGGAACUCCAGGGCCUUCGCACAAACGACAAGGUCAGCACGACGGAACAGUCCCAAAUUGGUGAAGUGCUUCGCGCCGUGGCGGGCAUGGCGGAGGGCCACACACAGCAAGAGGUGGUACAACAAAUACAAGAGGAUAUCAUGUUGUACCCUCACCUUCCACACGGCUGGUCAUCUUUGGCAGAGGCAACAGGGGACAAGUACGCUGCGCAAAUGGCACUCAAGGUUGCGGCUAGAGGCAUUCCGCCCAGGGGUAUCUUGGAGGCUCAAGAUUUAGCAAAGGCAUAUGCAGGCACGGGCAAGGCAGCUGACGCCCAGAAGGCUGCGUUCUUAUCGCCGUGGGAUGGAUGUGGGUGGACAGCGUUGAAAGUUGUGACUGACGGAAUAUAA